AUAUAUAUAUAUAUAUACAACUACGUAGGUACGGAGUACCUAGGUAUAGGAAAACUCUAGUAUUAAUUCCGAUCUAUAUUAAGAACAGUACACAGAGUACGACUACAGAUGAUUCGAUGUGUAGAAUGAAAUAUGCGGUCACCCUGCAAACAGUGGCAUGACGAUCCUUGCCGUGGGACUGCAUACCGACCAGCCAUGAUGGAAUAUUUGACAUUCAACAGAGUUCGAGGACGGAGGAGUUACUUGCAGGGGACUUGCAGUUUGCCGGAGAAUACCUCCAAGUUUAUUUAUGUUUAUUAUGCUACAGGCUGUCCGCGUCGUUGCUAUAAGCUCUCGAUCGAUCCAUACGAGUAGCUAGGUACCAAGUUACUUACUACCUAUGUAGUAUAUCACUCCGUAGUUACUCUGUAACUAAGUACGGAGUACUCCGUACCUAUAUUUUUAAGGGUCAAGACUGUACUAUGUAUAGCUGCUAAGGUGAACCUGCAGUCGUGGUUGUACACGUAUGUGUG
This is a messenger RNA of Penicilliopsis zonata CBS 506.65, 512 nucleotides long. RefSeq lists its product as hypothetical. The record is from RefSeq and is a predicted model, not a curated record. NCBI's taxonomy places the organism in Eukaryota, Fungi, Ascomycota, Eurotiomycetes, Eurotiales, Aspergillaceae. Bases 199 to 354 code for a protein of 51 amino acids. The transcript has 3 exons.